GUAGUCAAUUGGGACCGUUGGCAGAAAAGUAUUUGGAAUUUAGAAAAUCAAACGAAAGAAUAUUAGGAACUCCGAGCAUCGCCUUUGAUUAGUCAAGUCAAAGUUAUGAGCGUGUACUAGGUGAUAGUUAGCAAUGAAAGCGCCUCUAAUCUGAUAUGGAUGGAAAGAAUAGGCGCUCUUUUGCAGCCAAUGUUUACCAUUACUCAUAUAGGGAUGUUCACGUGAUACAUGGUCAGCAUACUUAUAAGCUGACAAAUGGUUGCAAUUUGAUUGGUUGAAUAUUCACGUGAUGCGAAUCGUACAGGUGAUUAUAUUUUGUGGUAGUAACUGAUAACAGAAACUAUAAAUAUGAUUCAAGUUUCUCUUAAAAACCAGAAGUCCUUUCCUUUUUCUUGUUAUCAAAAAGACUUUUCUUUUAACUUUCAUAACUACUACUACUACUUAUAAUAAUAAUGACUUGUUCAUCUGCUGAAUGUGUAUGUGCUAAGAAGUCCACUUGUUCUUGUGGUGCCCGUCCUGCCCAACAAUGCAACUGUGACAAGGCCACUGUUGAAAAUGUCGCUCCUGCUGCUGGUGAUGCCUGUGUGUGUGGAAAGAGAAACAAGGAUGCUUGUACUUGCGGAUCUCACUCUCACUGUGACGGUCACAGAGAAGGUGAAACCGAUUUCACUAACUUGAAGUAAUUGGGAUAAUAAAAUGGUAGAUGCUGGUUCAUAAAAUGUUCAUAAAUUAAUAUAAACUGUAAUAUUACAACUAACUAGAGAUUUCCUUUCAACUUGCACUAAGCAUACGUGUAAACGCUAAUGAUAUAGCGAUGGUGUAGGCCAAGGUAACUCCGAAAUUCGCACCCGGACAAUGUCGUAGCAAACCGAGCAAAAAAAAAAAAAUCCAAAACGCAACUGUAAUGUAACAUCUUCCUUCACAGGCUGUAACCACCAACACAGUUGACCAUGGCUCGAUUAUCAGGAUUGCAAAGAGAAGUACUAAAACUAUAUCGCCAAUGCGUACGAACAGUCAAGACGAAACCGCCAUCUGCGCAAGAACAUUGGCGGAAAUUCAUUCGGGGUGAAUUCAAGCGAUAUCAACAUUUGACCAAGAAAGACUUUGGCGCUAUCGAGCACUUGAUACGAGUGGGUCAUAGACGAUUCGAGAUGUUGCUGGAUCCCCAAAUCAAAGAUAUCAAUGGCUAGCACGAGUCUCAUUGCAUGUACAUAGCAUACACCUUAUUUAUUAUAUACAGUCCUUUCACAAUACAUUUUGCAAAUACGUUUAUCCAAAAGAGAUUAGUACAUUUAUAAUCCAAAUGUGCAUUACGUUUAUAUAAUCCAAACAAUUAAACUGUCUAUGUAUGGCAAACAAAAAAAGAGAAUAACUCAAUCAUCCCAGGUACCCAGCAAACACUUCUUCACAUUCAGUCAACAAACAUUCAGUACUGUCGUUUCUGGCCCCCAUAUCGGUCAUUUCUCGUUCUCCAGUAGAAUCUCUGGCCAAAGUCGGGGCAAACACCACCGCCAAAUUCUUGAAUCCCAUUCGGUUCACAUUCUGCAUCGAACUAACCAACUUCAAAUGGUUGCACAAUAACCACAAUGUGUGUCUAUUUGCCCGUGGCAAUUUGUAAAUUACCUUCUUCAACUCUUGUGCCCGGCGUUCUCGUGGAUUAGAGGUAGAUACCCGAAUAAACUCAUCAUAUAAACCGAAUGGGAUUAUUGGAUCAUUUAAUUUGCGUAAAUACCUCUUCAACGCUGAUGUAACGGCAUUGAUAUCCCCCGACAUCAACUCUUCCAACUUCUUAUCUUCAGUGACACCUGGUGCUAAAUUGGCAAAUGCGGUUUCAAUGGCAACUAUAGUCGAAUUACCACCGGAAAUUCUGUAUAUCCCUUCAGAUUCUAACCCGCGGAGCUCAACCACAGAAAUACAUUUGGUUAUAAUAAAUGGAACUUUUGUCCCUUCAUAAUCAGCUCGAGCUUGAAUAGUACUAGAAAACAAAUCAUGGCUCUGUUGAUGAUCACCCAAAAAUGAGUCGAGAAUAUUGGUGGAAAUCGAACGGUGGAAUUUACUUCCAGAUACACUGUUGCUAACUGGUUGGCUGAUUCGUAAUCCUUGGGCCAGGAAACUGGAAGGUACACUACUAGUACUUGAUUGUGCUGAUUCAGGAAUGGUAGCCACUGGCGCAUUAGUAGUAACCAAGUUCUUUUGGCGUCUCCAGAACCUGAGUCUAGUGGCUUUAUGAGAUUGUUCAUCUUCAUUAGAUGUUGUGGAUUCACCAAGGGUAGUCACGGAUUCGGCAAGAUCAGUAGGUUUAUUCAAAGGUGAACUUGAAUCAGUUUCUAUACUUGAAGAUCUGGUAAGCUUGUAAUGUCGAUUUUGUUCCCGUAAUUGGUUAUUCUCUUCAGUCAAUCUUGCCUUAGUGCCUUGUAAUUCGGCAACCUGUUUAUGGAGCUCAUUCAAUUUUGACUCUUCAAACGUAACCUGUUUCAGAAGUUUCCUCAACAGUUCUUCCAAUUGCAGCCUCUCAACCUUCAACGUAAUUAACCCAGUUUCAAGUUCCAGCUUGGUAGACAUAAGUGAAGAAAUCUCAGCUUUAAUACCAGCAAUCCCCAAAUUACUGGGCUCGUUGACAAACUCAAACCCAGGCACUUUAUCUUCAUCAAUAACAUCGGCCCUAGCAAAACUUCCAUUAAAACUAUUGCGAUUAACCAACGGUGGAGUACUAAAUGCGGUUCCAUUGAGACUGUGAAUUGAACUUUCACUCACUUUUCGGGAAUGCGUCUUGCUGUCCACACCAUCCUUUUUGAAGAAAUUAAACUUAUUCAAAGAAGAAGGAGUCGAAGUUGACCCAUUUGAGGACGUACGACGAUGCUUCAAACUACGGAUAAGUGAUGUCUUUCUCGUUAAUUGUUGUUGCUGCAGAAGCAGCUGUUGUUGAGUUUGCUGCAAGGCGUCGCCUGUUUGUUGAAUUCUAGGUGUGAUCGGUACCG
Spathaspora passalidarum NRRL Y-27907 is the source of this 2978-nucleotide messenger RNA. RefSeq lists its product as uncharacterized. Gene Ontology annotation, biological process: mitochondrial respiratory chain complex II assembly. NCBI's taxonomy places the organism in Eukaryota, Fungi, Ascomycota, Pichiomycetes, Serinales, Debaryomycetaceae. Bases 951 to 1190 code for a protein of 79 amino acids. The record is from RefSeq and is a predicted model, not a curated record. Gene Ontology annotation, cellular component: mitochondrion. The transcript has 2 exons.